GUGCUGUGUAAUAUUGAUGAGCUAUUUGACCGUGAAGAGCUCUCUGCAGCCCCAGACUCUGGAUGGCCAGAUUGUUUCAACAGUGGAGUAUUUGUUUUCCGACCUUCUCUUGAAACUCAUAGCCUCCUGAUGCAGCAUGCAGUGAAACAUGGCAGUUUUGAUGGAGCUGACCAAGGAUUACUGAAUAGUUUUUUCAGUAACUGGGCAACUUCAGAUAUUCACAAACAUUUACCAUUUCUCUAUAACUUGAGCAGUAACUCGAUGUAUACAUAUAGACCUGCUUUCAAUAGAUUUGGCUGGGAUGCAAAAGUGGUCCAUUUUCUGGGACCAUCAAAGCCGUGGCAUUACAAAUAUAACCGUGAAACUGGAUCAGUGAUUUCAGAGAGCUUACUUUCAGAAUCUCAGCAUCAUGCCUCAUUUCUUGAUCUCUGGUGGAAAAUAUAUGAUGAGAACAUUGUGCCUUUUUUCGAUAAACUUCAGCAUGUAGCAGAGCAUGAAUCUCAAGAACAAACA
Molecule: messenger RNA, 513 nt
Organism: Gracilinanus agilis (Agile Gracile Mouse Opossum)
Lineage: Eukaryota; Metazoa; Chordata; Mammalia; Didelphimorphia; Didelphidae
Product: glycogenin-2-like
Exons: 3
Cellular component (GO): cytoplasm
Molecular function (GO): glycosyltransferase activity
Source: RefSeq, a predicted model, not a curated record